AAGAUGGCAGUGAGCCAGAGAGAGAGAGGGAGGAGGAGACACAUGCGCGCGCACGCACCUCCGGAGCAACCCCUCGCGAGCGUCCCUUCCACGCUUCACACGCACGUCGGAGAGAGCCGCGUGCACGGCCGCGAGGCGGACCGGACCCCCCCAGAGAUGUCCCUGCUGUGUGUCGGAGUUAAAAAGGCCAAACUCGAUGGACCUCAGGAUAAGUUCAACACCUACGUGACGCUGAAAGUGCAGAAUGUGAAGAGCACCACAGUGGCCGUGCGGGGCAACCAGCCGUCCUGGGAACAGGACUUCAUGUUCGAGAUCAACCGGCUGGACCUGGGCCUCACCGUGGAGCUCUGGGAAAAGGGCCUCAUCUGGGACACGAUCCUGGGCACCUCGUGGAUCCCGCUGCGCAGCGUCCGCCAGUCCAACGAGGAGGGUCCCGGCGACUGGCUCACGCUGGACUCGCAGGUCAUCAUGGCGGACAGCGAAGUGUGCGGCACCAAGGACCCGACGUUCCACCGCAUCCUGCUGGACACGCGGUUCGAGCUGCCGUUCGACAUCCCCGAGGAGGAGGCACGCUACUGGGCCCAGAAGCUGGAGCAGCUCAAUGCCAUGAGGGACCAGGAUCACUCGUACCAGGGGCACGAGGACGGACCGCUGGCCGUUCCAGGGUCUCAGUGCUGCAACUGGAGUCUCUGGAGGGACCAGCAAAAUGAGGACCCCGACAGUGCGGUCGACGACCGGGACAGUGACUACCGCAGCGAAACCAGCAACAGCAUCCCGCCGCCGUACUGCAGCGCGUCGCAGCCCAACGCCUCCGUGCACCAGUAUUCGGCGCGACCCCCCCAUCACGGCUCCCCCAGCCCCCGCUCCCGCUCGCUCAACAGCGGCGAGCUCCUUUACAGCCGCUCGAGGACACUGAGCCCCACCGGCAGCUACGCGUCGUCCGCAGAGCUGAGCCAGGGCAGCUCCCAGCUGAGCGACGAGUUUGGCCGGAGCCCCGACUUCUACGAGGAGAACGACUCCUACCUGUCCUGCCACUCGUCGGUGACGUACAGCAAGGGCUCCCCGGACUGGGACCCCGAUGAGCUCCGGGGGGGGCACAGCGAUGAGGGCAGCUACCUGAGGGGCGGCGCCCCCUGCGAGGAAGAGCGGGAUGCGCUUUACCCCAAAGAUGAGGUUCUUUUCGGGCCUGACGGGGGUCGUACCGAAGAGUGGGAGCCUCCUUAUACAGCAACCCCACGCGGCAGGGCCCCCCCGCAGGUCUCGGACACCUCCGCCUCCCACCCGGUCCUGGACAAGCAAGCCUCCCUCUGCCAGCUGCAGCAGCCACCUCCCCAGCUGCCCCUCCAGCUGCCCCCCCAGGCCUCCAUCCAACCCCCGUCCACCCAAGACCACGGAGUAUCCCAGUCACAGCCCCUGGCACCCACAACAAAGACCCCUGCAGUCGUGGCACCUCCUUCUGUCAAAGAGACUCCGCCCCUGCCUACUGUGACCACACCCCCUGCAACAGUGGCCCAGCCCCCCAGCGCUGUGACCACACCCCCUGCAGCUGUGGCCCAACCCCCCAGUGCUGUGACCACACCCCCUGCAGCUGUGGCCCAACCCCCCAGCGCUGUGGCCACACCCCCUGCAGCCAUGGCCCAGCCCCCUGUCCCCGGUGUCCAGGCUUCCGCCCCACUGGAAGAACCACCACUCAGUGAGGAAACACCCCCUACAGGUCAUCUGGAGGAGACAGAGCCCCGCCCUGAGAGUAGCCAGCCAAUGAGGGACGACGCUGGGGACUCCAGGUCUCGCGCCAAAGCCAACUGGCUGAGACUCUUCAACAAGGUCCGCCAACAGCUGCAGGAGGCUCGCGGGGACUCUGCGUGGUCCCAGUCUCUGUGGUUUAAAGGAGGGCCCGGCGACGCCCUCUACAGCAUCGACACAGACAGCAUGCCGAACCUGCGCAAGAGGAAGACCGUCCCGCUUGUCAGGGACUUGGCCAUGUCCUUGGUGCAGAACUCCCGCAAGGCUGGGAUCACGUCCGCCAUGGCCUGUAGCACCCUGAACAAUGAGGAGCUGAAGAGCCACGUGUACCGCAAGGCCUUGCAGGCGCUCAUCUACCCCAUCUCCAGCACCACGCCGCACAACUUUGAGGUGUGGACCGCGACCGCGCCCACCUACUGCCACGAGUGCGAGGGGCUGCUGUGGGGCAUCGCGCGACAGGGCAUGCGCUGCGCCGAGUGUGGGGUCAAGUGUCACGAGAAGUGCCAGGAGCUGCUCAACGCCGACUGCCUGCAGAGAGCGGCGGAGAAGAGCUCCAAGCACGGGGCCGAGGACCGCACCCAGAACAUCAUCAUGGUCCUGAAGGACCGCAUGAAGAUCCGCGAACGGAACAAGCCCGAGAUCUUUGAGCUCAUCCAGCAGGUGUUCGGAGUGGCCAAGGCCGCCCACGCCACCCACAUGAAACAGGUCAAGCAGAGCGUGCUGGACGGCACCUCCAAGUGGUCGGCCAAGAUCAGCAUCACGGUGCAGUGUGCCCAGGGCCUUCAGGCCAAAGACAAGACAGGAUCCAGCGACCCCUACGUCACGGUGCAAGUGGGGAAGACCAAGAAGAGGACAAAGACCAUCUACGGCAACCUCAACCCCGUGUGGGACGAGAACUUCCACUUCGAGUGCCACAACUCGUCGGACCGCAUCAAGGUGCGCGUGUGGGACGAGGACGACGACAUCAAGUCCCGCGUGAAGCAGCGGUUCAAACGCGAGUCCGACGACUUCCUGGGCCAGACCAUCAUCGAGGUCCGAACCCUGAGCGGAGAGAUGGACGUCUGGUACAACCUGGAAAAGCGCACGGACAAGUCGGCCGUGUCGGGCGCCAUCCGCAUGCGCAUCAGCGUGGAGAUCAAGGGCGAGGAGACCGUGGCUCCGUACCACGUCCAGUACACCUGUCUGCAUGAGAACCUGUUCCACUAUGUGACGGACGUCCAGAGCAACGGCGCGGUCAAGAUCCCCGACGCCAAGGGCGACGACGCCUGGAAGGUGUAUUUCGAGGAGACGGCGCAGGAGGUGGUUGACGAGUUCGCCAUGCGCUACGGCAUCGAGUCCAUCUACCAGGCCAUGACCCACUUCGCCUGCCUGUCGUCCAAGUACAUGUGUCCCGGCGUCCCGGCCGUCAUGAGCACCCUGCUGGCCAACAUCAACGCCUAUUAUGCCCACACGACGCAGUCUUCCAACAACGUGUGCGCCGCCGACCGCUUCUCCGCCUCCAACUUCGGGAAAGAACGCUUCGUGAAGCUCCUGGAUCAGCUCCAUAACUCGCUGCGGAUCGACCUGUCCAUGUACCGGAACAACUUCCCGGCCAGUAGUCCAGAGCGGCUGCAGGACCUCAAGUCCACCGUGGACCUGCUCACCAGCAUCACCUUCUUCAGGAUGAAGGUGCUGGACCUGCAGAACCCGCCGAGAGCGAGCCAGGUGGUGAAGGACUGUGUCAAGGCGUGUCUCAACUCCACCUACGAGUACAUCUUCAACAACUGCCACGAGCUGUACAGCCGCGAGUACCAGGUGGACCCGGACAAGAAGGUGGACGUGGCCCCUGAGGACCAAGAGCCCAGCAUCAAGAACCUGGACUUCUGGUCCAAACUCAUCACCCUUAUGGUGUCCAUCAUCGAGGAGGACAGGAACUCUUACACCCCCUGCCUGAACCAGUUCCCCCAGGAGCUCAACGUGGGCAAGAUCAGCGCCGAGGUCAUGUGGACCUUGUUCGCCCAGGACAUGAAGUACGCCAUGGAGGAGCACGAGAAGAGCCGGCUGUGCAAGAGCGCCGACUACAUGAACCUGCACUUCAAGGCCAAGUGGCUGUACAACGAGUACGCGCAGGAGCUGGCGCCGUUCCAGAGCCGUGUGCCCGAGUACCCGGUAUGGUUCGAGCCCUUUGUCAUCCAGUGGCUGGAUGAGAACGAGGAAGUGUCCAUGGACUUCCUGCACGGGGCGCUGGAAAGGGACAAGAAGGACGGGUUCCAGCAGACGUCGGAACACGCGCUCUUCUCCUGCUCCGUGGUCGACGUCUUCUCCCAGCUCAACCAGAGCUUCGAGAUCGUCAGGAAGCUCGAGUGUCCGGACCCCGAGGUCGUGGCUCGCUACAUGAAGAGGUUCGCCAAGACCCUCGGGAAGGUGCUGCUGUCGUACGCUGACAUUGUCGCCCGGGACUUUGCGAGCCACUGUUCCAAGGAGAAGGUGCCCUGCAUCCUCAUCAACAACAUCCAGCAGCUGCGGGUCCAGCUGGAGAAGAUGUUCGAGGCCAUGGGCGGCAGAGACCUCAACGUGGAGGCCAGUGACUUCCUGAAGGAGCUGCAGGUGAAGCUGAACAGCGUGAUGGACGACCUCAGCAGGAUCUUCGCCGUCAGCUUCCAGCCCCACAUAGAGGAGUGUGUCAGGCAGAUGGGAGACAUCCUGGCUCAGGUCAAGGGGACGGAGAAGCCUCCGGCCAACGGGGGCAGCGUGGCGCAGGACGCGGACAACGUGCUGCAGCCCAUCAUGGAGUUCCUGGACAGCAACCUCACGCUCUUCGCCAAGGUCUGCGAGAAGACGGUGCUCAAGAGGGUCCUCAAGGAGCUCUGGAAGCUGGUGAUGAACACCAUGGAGAGGACCAUUGUCCUUCCGCCCCUCACGGACCAGACGGGCACGCAGCUCAUCUUCACCGCGGCCAAGGAGCUGGGGCAGCUCUCCAAGCUCAAGGAGCACAUGGUUCGAGAGGAGCCCAAGGCACUGUCGCCCAAGCAAUGUGCAGUGGUGGAGAUGGCCCUGGACACCAUCAAGCAAUACUUCCACGCCGGAGGAGUUGGGCUCAAGAAGACGUUCCUGGAGAAGAGUCCCGACCUGCAGUCGCUGCGCUACGCGCUCUCCCUCUACACUCAAGCCACGGACACACUCAUUCGAACCUUUGUCCAGACUCAGAAAGAACAGGUCCAUGGAGGGAGGGGUGUGCGCUACACCCUUAGCGAGGACACGUACCCGGAGAAGGGGUCAGGUGUGGAUGACGCAGUGGGAGAGGUGUCCCUCCAUGUGGAGAUAUUCACACACCCCAACACUGGGGAACACAAGGUCACCGUAAAGGUGGUGGGGGCCAACGACCUGCGCUGGCAGACGUCUGGGAUCUUCAGGCCCUUCAUCGAGGUUUACAUCAUCGGACCGCAGCUCAGCGAUAGGAAGAGGAAGUUCGCCACCAAAUCAAAGAACAAUAGCUGGUCACCGCGGUUCAAUGAGACGUUCCAGUUCAGCCUGAAUGCUGAGGCGGGGCCUGAGUGCUACGAGGUGCAGGUGUGCGUGAAGGACUACUGCUUCGCACGGGAUGACCGCACAGUGGGUGUUGCCAUCAUGCAGCUGCGGGACCUGGCCUCUCGGGGCAGCGCUGCCUGCUGGCUGCCGCUGGGGAAGCGGGUCCACAUGGAUGAGACGGGCCUCACAGUGCUGCGCAUUCUGUCCCAGCGCAGCGCUGAUGAAGUGGCCCGAGAGUUUGUCAAGCUCAAGUCAGAACAGCGCGCUGCAGAGGAGGGCCAGGGCAGCUGAGCAGUGUGUCAUGUAGCCACUGUUUGAUUACACCCCCUCCCAUUGGCUGAGCCAAGAACAUCCAUCUGCAUCAACAGUAAGAGUGCCACUGUAUGUCGUCACCACGUCUCCUGCCAGAAACACACCCCCCCCCCCC
Scleropages formosus (Asian bonytongue) is the source of this 5677-nucleotide messenger RNA. Its product is annotated as protein unc-13 homolog A-like. Gene Ontology annotation, molecular function: calmodulin binding; phospholipid binding; calcium ion binding. Gene Ontology annotation, biological process: dense core granule priming; synaptic vesicle priming; presynaptic dense core vesicle exocytosis. Gene Ontology annotation, cellular component: plasma membrane; presynaptic membrane; synaptic vesicle membrane. Lineage: Eukaryota; Metazoa; Chordata; Actinopteri; Osteoglossiformes; Osteoglossidae. The record is from RefSeq and is a predicted model, not a curated record.